AUGAGCAAAUACUCGUCGACUGAUUCGGUUUUCAGAACGACUGGUUCUGUGCCAUUGCCAGAGAGAGCCGACCGGAACCGCCCGUUUCAAUUUGUUCCUCAAUCAUCUGCCUCGUUGAUUCAAAAAGCUUACGAGAAAAAACAGCGCAUUCAUGGCAACACAAUCAAAAGAGAGCAAAUUCUCAAUGAUGGACUUCGAAAACAGUUGGAAGAACAAGUUCCAGUGAUGAAUCAUGAAAUCAACGAAGAGAACCAGUACCAAACGCCUCAUGUGCAUUUUCCGGAGUAUGAUACCAAUCACGAAUACCAAAAUCUUCCGAUGAUUUUGGACUCCGAGAAGUCUUCAAUGAUUACUCCACCUCCAGCAUUCCAUAUCAAUCAAGAAUAUUUGAGCCCAAAUCAAGGACCUCCAUCACCAGACCCUGAGCUUGAAGAACUCAAAGCUCUUCUUCUUUCGAAGAAAAGACGACUUCAAGAUGCCGAAACCCUCCUCGGCGAAGCGGAAGAACUCAUCAUUACUAGGGAUCGGCAAAAGACCAAGAUCGAAAAUCUCAACUUGACGUACAAGGAAAUCGAAAAUGCGAAGAAGAAUCUCGAUGGAAUUCGAAAUAUGACUUUGACGGUGAAAAAGGAGCGGCUCGACGCGCAGCUUGAGAACGAAGAACUCGCUGAAUAUUACAACUCUUUGGUUGACAAGAAAUAUGAAGCGGAUAAGAAGAUCAAGACAUUGAGAAGAGCAACUGUGGCGGGGCCGGAAAUGACAGAAGAUACGGAGUCUGAGUUCAAGAAGCUUUUAAAAGAGAGAAAAGCAGAAAAUGAAAAACUUCGCGAACGAAUAAACCGCCGAAAAAAGGAGCUCACCCGUCGAAACCACAAGCUCGAAAUCGCGAAGCAACAAAACGAAACUGCUCAUAAGACGCACGACGAAAUCAAGGACCAAGAUGCGAAAAUUACCGCUGAGAAAACCGAGCAGAUCCGAAAACUUGAGAAUGAAGCAAACGCGCUGAGAACAAAAAUUGAUGGAAUUGUGAACAAUGAUCAGGCGUUGAUCAAUUUGAACACGAGAAAAGCGCAGUUGGAAGAAAAUCAUCGAGUCUUGAUGGGAAGAUUUGAGGAGGCUAAUAAAGCCAUCGAUAAGCGACUGGAAGAAGGACCAAAAGUCGUCAUCAAUGAUCCUUAUUAUAAUAAUCUUCGGUUGCAAAAACAACUCAAAGACAAAGAAAUCGCCAAGCUGGAAAAAGCAAAGCGGGAAAUCAAAUGGAAGUACCACCAAGUUUGGUGCCAACUCAACGACGUGGACGAGUCGGAUGAUGAGCAAGAUGUCGCCGUUGAUCCUUCCGUCCUCAUUGUUCCGGAAUCCGUCGCUUCUCAUCGCCUCGGCUCAUUCAAAUCUACCGCCCGAUUUUGA
Molecule: messenger RNA, 1407 nt
Organism: Oikopleura dioica
Lineage: Eukaryota; Metazoa; Chordata; Appendicularia; Copelata; Oikopleuridae
Source: the annotation of a GenBank genome assembly